CCGUGACAAUUGAGAAUGCCGCAACCUAGAGUGAGGUUAAUAGUGACUGGUGAUGAUUUUGGAUAUUGCUUGAGGAGGAAUCAAGGUAUUAUGGAAUGCUUUAACGCAAAAGCAAUUUCCAACGUUUCCUUAUUGGUAAAUGGCACUGCGGCUAAAGAGGCAGCUAUAUCGGCUACAAGAAACAAGGUUCCACUUGGUCUUCAUGCAAACCUUUCUGAGGGGCGACCUGUCUGUGAUCAACUCCGAAUGGGUUCUUCCCUUGUCAACAAGGAUGGCUUUUUCCAUGGGAAGAUGGGAAUUAGGGAAGUGCUGAAGAGUGGCCAUAUCAACCUGUCUGAGGUAGACCAGGAGUUAAGAGGACAGGUAGAUCUAUUCUGUGAACUAACAGGACAUUUACCUCACCAUAUGGAUGGACAUCAGCAUGUUCAUGUUUUACCCGGUAUACGAAAUAUAUUUGCACAAGUACUUUCAGAUUAUGGAAUUAAGUACACUCGAGUCCCUAUAGAACCAGGCCUGCAUGACUGUGAAUGGAUAGGACAGCAGCUAAUGGACUUCUAUCUGCAAGUUGAAAAAGAUGCAUUCAAUUCAAUUGAUGUAUUUAGACAACAUGGAAUCAGGUGGACUGAUAUCUAUAUUGGCCUAACAACAAUGGGGAAAAAUAUGUCAGUAUCAAAUAUCCAGCAAGUCAUUGAAAAUGCCAUAGCCACAAGGACAGACAUCUCCUGUGGGAAAAGAUUCCGACCUCUACAGGAUGAUGCAAUAUUGACAAUGGAACUAAUGGUGCAUCCUGGUUAUCCCAGCUUUCCUGAGGAGGGCGGAUGUGGUGAAGGGCCCGAUGAAUUUUCAAUGUCUGCAGAUCGAUUUCUUGAACUGCAAACCCUCAAGGAGUCAAAACUACUAAAAUAUUAUGAAGACAAAAAUAUACAACUGUGCUCUUUCAAAGACAUAAAGGAAAUAGGAGCUGAGAAAAUAAUUCAGAGAGAUGGGAAUGAACACAAAUUUGAGGCUUUCAGGGACUAGAGAAUGGCAGUGCCAGAAAUCCUUGCAAAUUAAAUGCCAUGGGAUCACAGGAAAAAAAGACAUGGUUAUAGAAGUGAAACUAAAUUAUCCAAUAUUUCACUGGUCAUACAGAAAAAUGCAUAAUGUUUAAUAGAGUUAGAAUUUAACUACAGUAAAAGCGCCCCUUUGGUUACUUCUAGUUCCACUCAGAGCAGAUGUCAGUGCUAAUUCUUAACAAAAAUUUAAAUCAUCAGUUGAAUUUAUCCUGUGUAUUCAAGGAAAUUGAAAUUAGGUUCAGUGUGGUGUUCCAAAUAUUUCAGUUUGCUAUCUACAGCAUCAAAACAAAUGAAGUAACAAGGCAACCAAUUUUGAUAAAAUUAAUGCCUCAAAGAGUUUAUAUUUUAGAAAGCAUUAAACUAUACUUCUUUAAACAAGUACUGAUAUACAGAAUUACAAAACAAUGUGCAAUAACUUGAAAUUUCAUAAAACAUGGGAGACAUAUUGAUCAAUAAUUAAAAUCAGUGUUUGGUCAUGAAGUGCUCGGUUAUAAAUAAAAAAAAGGUCACUUAAACUGAACAGGUUUUAUAGAAUCACAGAAUUGCUGUGGCACAGGAGGCUAUACCUGCACAAGUUCAGUUCCCUACUGCCUUUUCCCCCCAUCCUUGAAUGUCAUCUCUAUCCAAAUUAUUAUCGAAUGCCUUCU
Molecule: messenger RNA, 1702 nt
Organism: Chiloscyllium plagiosum (whitespotted bambooshark)
Lineage: Eukaryota; Metazoa; Chordata; Chondrichthyes; Orectolobiformes; Hemiscylliidae
Source: RefSeq, a predicted model, not a curated record